AUGUCACUUUCAAGGCAAUUCCUGUGGCGUACGGUGGAACACGGAGAGAUGAUUCCGGCCGACGAUAUAUGGAGUGAUUAUGGAAUUACCAAGCCUCCGCCUAGCAAAACAUUCUCUCUAAAAAGCCAGAGCACUUGCGAAAUUGUCAGAACGUGCAACCAAGCUGGUCGACUGAUCUGGAAUUUUACUAUCAAUGGCGAUGUCGAAUUCGAAAUAGUACGAAGAGACGCAGGAAAAGAAGUGAAGAUUUGGCCGAAGAUAACGUUAACAAGCUUGAAGCUACCCGAAUAUGGUAAUGUAACCGUGAUCCCUGGAGCAUACGUGGUGCGAUUCAAGAACCCUUCAACGACUUGGUUCACUGUAAAGGUGACAGGGACAGCCGAAAUCAUAGCCGAGGAUAAGUAG
Messenger RNA from Cooperia oncophora, 405 nucleotides. The record is from the annotation of a GenBank genome assembly. Lineage: Eukaryota; Metazoa; Nematoda; Chromadorea; Rhabditida; Trichostrongylidae.